AGUCUUAUUGGAGCGAAUUCUCAUACCUGGGAAACGUUGGAGAUGAUAUAGAUCUACAUGAUCACCACGGCUGUGUGUUCCAAACUUGCAAACGAUGCAUGCGCAUGAGUUCAAGCUGGGAAGUCCAACUCACUCUGGAUUUUUCUUGCAUGAGGGGUUGACCUCUGAAAGUAUUCAUCCUCUUUUCAACAUAGCGAGUCCCGAAAGAAAUCCUGAAAGCUACGGAGGGCAUAGGCGAUCUUCUGCUCAAGAUUCGCCCAUGGCAGGCACCUCGCGAGCCCAUCAUCCGUCAACCAAUGGCCACAGACCAAACGGCAACCGUGCAAACCAUUCCAACCCAGAUCAACACAAUGUGAAAUCAGCGAAGCAGAGCAAGCAGCAGAGUUACUAUGAAUUCCUUGGUCUGGAACAGACAUGCACAGAUGCGGAAAUUAAGAAAGCAUAUAAGAAGCUUGCCGUCAAGCUACAUCCAGACAAAAACCUUGACGAUCCUUCUGCACAAGACAAAUUCGCAUAUCUGAAUGAAGCUUAUUCGGUGCUGACAGACCCGAUCAAACGAAUUGACUAUGACAAGGAGUUGGCUGGCGGCAAUGUUGGGUGGGGUUGGAAUCAGGAGGCUGCUAAGGAAAGGGCGCGUAACUAUCAUUGGAAUGGAGACGACAUGUUGUUUAAUUUGGGGGCCCAACUGCAUCGUGCACGAAGAGGUCCCUCAACUGCGCAACGGAUAAAAGAAGCUUUGUCUUGCUGGAGAUGCUCUUGCCUGUCCUCUUCCAUCUAAUCAAAGUGGCCUCUUCUUUGCAACCUUUGGGUCUCAACUUCUUGUCUACAUGGAAAAACGUUUUGUAUAAGUUUGCGGACAGUUGAAAAGAACACGCGUAGUAACGGCCUAAACUCAUAAAUUCAGAGCUUGGUGAACU
Guillardia theta CCMP2712 is the source of this 917-nucleotide messenger RNA. RefSeq lists its product as hypothetical. Lineage: Eukaryota; Cryptophyceae; Pyrenomonadales; Geminigeraceae. Gene Ontology annotation, cellular component: endoplasmic reticulum membrane. The transcript is spliced from 6 exons. The record is from RefSeq and is a predicted model, not a curated record. Gene Ontology annotation, molecular function: Hsp70 protein binding. The coding region runs from base 95 to 778 and encodes 227 amino acids. Gene Ontology annotation, biological process: cellular response to misfolded protein.